Puccinia triticina is the source of this 1146-nucleotide messenger RNA. RefSeq lists its product as uncharacterized. NCBI's taxonomy places the organism in Eukaryota, Fungi, Basidiomycota, Pucciniomycetes, Pucciniales, Pucciniaceae. The transcript has 11 exons. Gene Ontology annotation, biological process: mitochondrial L-ornithine transmembrane transport. Gene Ontology annotation, molecular function: L-ornithine transmembrane transporter activity. The record is from RefSeq and is a predicted model, not a curated record. Bases 1 to 1146 code for a protein of 381 amino acids.
AUGAACACACCCGUUGGGGAGUGUCAGGACAAGGUUGGUUUCAGAUCCUGGGGAGGUGCAGCCUUGACAGAGGACGAGGCCGCCGGGCUCCGUGGGCGGACCGAUCGGGACUCAGAAACCCGCCCGGCUCGUGUCCAGUCCAAGGAGGAGGGGAGGCAGCUUCGACCCGCCCACACAUCCCGCCCGAUCGCUCGUCCUGCACCCACGGAAGCCGCCCACACCCACCCCGUCGCCAUGGACAUCGCCCCGCCCGCGUCUUCCAAUCAGGUCUAUAAGGACUUGUUCGCCGGCACGGUCGGAGGAAUCACGCAAGUCUUGGCCGGUCAGCCGUUCGAUAUCAUCAAGGUCCGGCUACAGAGCAGCAAUCAAUACAAGUCGAUGACUGAUGCGGCCAUCCAGAUCAAUCGCAACGAAGGACCCCUAGGUUUUUACAAAGGUACGUCGCUUCCAUUGAUCGGAAUCGGCGCUUGCGUCUCGAUCCAAUUCGGCUGUCUGGAGGCCUCCAAGCGGGCGUUCAAGGAGCGAAACUUGGCCAAUGGGGGUGGCCCCCAACUCAGUCUAGGACAGCUGUAUCUUUCAGGGGCAGCAGCGGGAGUAGGCAACUCGAUAAUCUCCGGCCCGGUCGAGCACGUCAGGAUCCGCCUUCAAACCUCCUCCUCGGCCAGCCAGUUGAACCACUUCGUCGGCCCCGCGGACGCGCUCAAGAAAAUCAUCGGCUCCGACGGCAUCUUUCGUGGUCUCUACUACGGACAGGUGAUUACCGUUGCCCGUGAAUUCCAUGGCUAUGGGAUGUAUUUCUUAGGAUAUGAAUGGCUGGUAGAGCGACAUAUGAAGCUCAAGAACUGUUCUAGAUCUGAGAUUGGGACGGGCUGGGCAAUGCUAUACGGGGCUGGAGCGGGAUACUCGAUGUGGCUGAGCAGUUAUCCAUUAGACCAAAUCAAGACGCGCAUCCAGACCGACGGCCUGCCCUCCCAACCGGGCUCGAGGAAGUACUUUGGGAUGAUGGACUGCAUCCGGAAGAUAUACAUGAACGAAGGCUACCGGGGCUUCCUGCGCGGCCUGACGCCGACCCUGAUCAGAUCGCCUCUCGUCAAUGGGGCCACCUUUGCCGCCUUCGAAACUACGAUGCGGUUCCUCAAUUCUUGA